Rhodofomes roseus is the source of this 2154-nucleotide messenger RNA. RefSeq lists its product as uncharacterized. The record is from RefSeq and is a predicted model, not a curated record. Gene Ontology annotation, molecular function: nucleic acid binding. Bases 1 to 2154 code for a protein of 717 amino acids. The transcript has 5 exons. Lineage: Eukaryota; Fungi; Basidiomycota; Agaricomycetes; Polyporales; Fomitopsidaceae.
AUGCAGCCUGCAUCGCGCCCUGCGUCCACCUCUACGCGUCCUACUGCCUCGCCUAACCCACGGCCGCAGUACCAGGUAAACACCGAGACAAAAGUCUUCGACACCUCCCAUGGCCGUCUUCUUUGUAUUGCAGACAUUCGCGGUCGUCUUUCUGCCCUCAACGAUCUCGCGCGAGAGGCAAAUGCGUCUGCUAUCAUUCACACUGGGGAUUUUGGGUUCUUUGAGGCCUCCAGUUUGGACAGAAUCAAUGAUAGGACCCUUCGCCACCUCACCAUGUACUCGCCGCUCAUACCGACCGCCCAACGGAACCACCUACUCGCGCCGGAAAACCCGCCGUCUGUCAUUCGGUCAACGGUGCAGGUGCAGCUGCUCUCCGAAUUCCCGUUGCUCCUCUCCGGCCAAAUCAAACUACAAGUUCCUGUGUACACCGUCUGGGGCGCGUGCGAGGAUGUGACGGUGCUUGAGAAGUUCCGCACUGCGCAAUACGAAAUCAACAACUUGCACGUCCUUGACGAGGCCACGACACGCUGCCUCGACAUUGGCGGCGUGAAGCUGCGCCUCCUUGGGUUGGGAGGCGCGCUUGUGCCACACAAGAUGUUUGACAAUGGAGACGGGAGCGCGACGAUUGCGGGCGGGCAGGGCACGAUGUGGACGACGGCGCUGCAGAUGGGUGAGCUUGUGGACACGGCCCAGCGAGUGUUCGACCCGACGGAGACGCGUAUGCUCGUGACGCAUGCGAGCCCUGGGCGGGAGGGUAUCAUCAACCAACUCGGGCUUGUGCUCAAAGUAGACCUCGCGAUCUCUGCGGGGCUGCACUUCCGGUACGCAUCAUCGUACAACGAGUUCAGCGUGCAGGGUGACUUUGAGGGUCUGCGGCACAAGCUGCUCGUCGGCAAGGAGGGCUUCGACAAGGUGUGGGACAGCGUGAAGACGCAGGUGGACGCUGUCAUCGACGAGAACCAGCGAGUGCUGCUCGACAAGGCGCUCUCCGUUGUCGAGCGGAUACCUGCACCGACGAACCAGCCCGGUCCGAACGGGCAGUUCCCCCAGGAAGAGCCCGCAUGGAAGAACUGCUGGAACUGGAACCUGUGCGACGCGGCAUACGGCUCACUCAUUCUCGAUAUCAAAGACGGUCGAGUGAGCGCAGAGUUGAAGAGCCAAGGGUUCAACUACGCAUAUCGCCGCACGGUGACACCCUCCACCGCGGGCCCGACACCGGGUUCUGCUACGUCCCCCCUGCCAACAACUGGCGCUAGCAGCGGUGGCGCAGCCACACCUACAGUGGCCACCAAGCCGUCAGGUACCCCCGUCCCUGAGAGACCGGUACCGCCCCACAUGAACGCCGCGAGCAAAUCAACUGCCUCAACGCCGCCACCGCCCAACGCGCCUAGCUCGGGUCGCGAGACGCCCAAGGACGCGAAAACCAACGGCGGCCCAAGCCCUGCGGACAAGGCUGAGCGGGAGCGUGCAAAGAAGGAGCGGAAGAAGGAGCGGAAGCAGCAGGAGCGCGCUGAACGUGAGGCUGCUACUGUCACGAAGGAGAAGGAGGGCGGCAGCAAACCCCCCACUCCGUUGCCAGAGGCCGCGAGUAGUCCACCACCGCCUGGUCAGGCGAAGUCUGGCAAGGGAACUCCUGAUCUUCUCGGAGAUGUCAAGAACGAUGACGGUGGCUUGACCUCACCGGCGACCGAGAGCACAGGCGCACGGACUCCGACAAGCCGGCGGCCGCCACGGAACCCUUGGACGAUCUUCAUGCGCAUGGCUGAGCCCGCCAGCGAGCAAGAAGUGCGAGAGUUCUACGGGGAGGCGAAGGCUGGGAUCACCAAGGUCACCUAUCCGCAGAACUUCCCAGGGCGGCAGCAGAAGAUGUGCUAUGUGGAGUUCGGCGAUGAAGCGGCGAUGAAGGCAGGCCUCGAGAGGCAGGGCGAUAAACUGAAGGACUUCGUCCCCGAGCUCAAGCAGGCGACGGACAAGGAGUCACGCAAUGCAGAAAACGGCGGCCCGCCACGUGGAGGGUUCCGUGGAGGGUUUCGCGGGCGGGGCGGAUUCGCAGCUCGCGGUCUGUCUGCCGCAGGAUUGACGAGGGGAAAUGGGUUCGAUAGGAAGGGCAACGGCGAUGCACCGUCCGGCCCACCCAAACCGGAAGGGUCAUAG